CCCCACUCCAUUGCCGUCCCAACCCACUCACACACCAGAUCGAAACAUCUCUCAAGUGUUCAAGUUCCUUCCCAGUUCCCACACACUACACAGACCCCACUGUGUCACUAGCUAGAGCUCCGGCAGCCACAAACACGAGCUAGUAGAGCUGCCAACAAGAACAAGAAGAUGAGGUCGACCGCGCUUGUUGCGUUCGUGGCGGUGGCGUGCCUAGCGGCCGUCGCACACGGCGGCAACUUCUACAAGGACACGGAGAUGACCUGGGGGCAAGGCCGUGGCAAGGUGGUGGACGGCGGGCGCGGGCUGGACCUAACCCUGGACAGGACCUCCGGCUCCGGCUUCCAGUCCAAGUCCGAGUACCUCUUCGGCAAGAUCGACAUGCAGAUCAAGCUGGUGCCAGGCAACUCGGCCGGCACCGUCACCACCUUCUACCUCUCCUCGCAAGGCCCCACCCACGACGAGAUCGACUUCGAGUUCCUCGGCAACGUCUCCGGCGAGCCCUACACGCUGCACACCAACGUGUUCACCGGCGGCCAGGGCCAGCGCGAGCAGCAGUUCCGCCUCUGGUUCGACCCCACCAAGGACUUCCACACCUACUCCGUGGUGUGGAACCCGCAGCACGUGAUCUUCGCCGUGGACGGCACCCCGAUCCGCGACUUCAAGAACCAUGAGGCCCGCGGGGUGGGGUUCCCGCGGACGCAGCCGAUGCGGCUGUACGCGAGUCUCUGGAACGCCGACGACUGGGCCACGCAGGGCGGCCGCGUCAAGGCGGACUGGACGCAGGCGCCGUUCGUCGCGUCGUUCCGUGGGUUCAGCGCUGACGCGUGUGUGUGGGCGAAUGGGAAGCAGCAGUGCCCUGUGGGAACCAUGGCGGCGGCGGCGACGGGGGGACGGCGCGGAGGCCCUGGCAGCUGGUGGAACCAGCAGCUUAGUGACAUGAGCUACCGCCGCAUGCGCUGGGUGCAGAGGAAGUUCAUGAUCUACAACUACUGCACCGACGCCAAGCGGUUCCCGCAGGGGGUGCCCGCCGAGUGCAAGCUCCGGUGAGGAUGCAGGCAUGGAUCGAUGGAUGAAUGGACAAACACGGAACCACCGUACGUGCAUGAUCCCUCGUCGUUCAACCUCGCCGUGGUGGAAACCAGAGAGAUCGGUGGUCUGGUCUCUGGUCUGGCGAAUAAUGUAUGGUUUUGCCAUCGGCGUUGGCACAAUGUAAAUGUAGCACGCAUCUCGCAUUAUUCUUUCAUUUGUUUUUCUGCAACACCGGAUGUACAACCUUACUACAAGUUUUCCAAUAGUAACGAUCGAGUUCGUUUCUUUUCAAA
Molecule: messenger RNA, 1322 nt
Organism: Sorghum bicolor (sorghum)
Lineage: Eukaryota; Viridiplantae; Streptophyta; Magnoliopsida; Poales; Poaceae
Product: xyloglucan endotransglucosylase/hydrolase protein 22
Exons: 1
Coding region: 169-1047 (292 amino acids)
Biological process (GO): cell wall biogenesis; xyloglucan metabolic process
Cellular component (GO): apoplast; cell wall
Molecular function (GO): xyloglucan:xyloglucosyl transferase activity; hydrolase activity, hydrolyzing O-glycosyl compounds
Source: RefSeq, a predicted model, not a curated record